AACUGUGAAGUAAAUUAAAUGUGGUUUGGUAUCAAGAUGUCGAUAGAGAAAGAGAGAGGAAAAGAAGAAAAAAGAAAAAGCUGGUAAGAAACCGUGUGUUAAAGCAAACAGCAACAAGAAGAAGAAGAACAAGGAUCUUGAUUUCAUAUCAUUCCUCUCGUCUCUCUUUCCAUUUCUCUGUAUGCUAGAAGAACAAGGUAGUGGGGGUAAAUUGCUACUGAAGGUGGUCUUAAUUAUAUCAGAAGACGUUGCCUUAUAAUCCAGAUUAUUCGGUCAUUAAAAGGAAGAGUUCUCUCAUAAUUGGUAUAUGAGGGGUUUGGUUUACAACUUUGAUUUUUGGUUGCUUAAAGGUAGCAUCUCUAGGGUCUUCUUUUAUCGAAGGUGUUUGUAUUUGAAUUGCUGUAACUAUUAGUAUUUAUUACCAACAAGAGGAAACUUAUUUAUGUGGGCAUCCUGGAGGAAAUAGGUUGUGGAAAUUUUCUGGUUUAAGUUAAAUGUCGUUUCGGAGUAUAGUGCGUGAUGUUAGGGAUGGGUUUGGGAGCUUAUCCAGACGUAGUUUUGAGGUGAGGUUGCCUGGACAUAAUAGGGGAAAAUCUCAAGGUUCUGUCCAUGAGAUACACGAUCAGCCUGCUUUGGUGGUUCAGAAUGGACGUUGGGCUAAUCUUCCACCGGAGUUACUUCGUGAUGUUAUUAGGAGGUUGGAGGCAAGUGAAAGCACAUGGCCGUCUCGCAAACAUGUAGUUGCAUGUGCUGCUGUAUGCAGAACAUGGAGAGAAAUGUGCCAAGAAAAUGUUAAAGGUCCAGAGUUUUGCGGGAAGCUUACCUUUCCUGUGUCCCUAAAGCAGCCAGGGCCUCGUGAUGGAACAAUUCAGUGUUUUAUUAAGCGGGACAAAUCUAACUUAACUUAUCACCUUUUUCUGUGCCUGAGUCCUGCAUUGCUAGUUGAAAAUGGAAAAUUCCUUCUUUCCGCGAAAAGGAAUCGACGAACUACUUGCACUGAGUAUGUGAUCUCAAUGCAUGCUGAUAACAUAUCAAGAUCAAGUAGCACUUACAUUGGAAAACUGAGAUCCAACUUCCUUGGCACAAAAUUCUUAAUCUUUGACACGCAACCUCCACAUAGUGGUGCCACUGUCCCCCAUCCUGGAAAAACAAGUCGAAGAUUCUACUCCAAGAAAGUGUCUCCUAAAGUUCCUACUGGUAGCUAUGACAUUGCUCAAGUCACUUACGAACUGAAUGUACUUGGAACUCGUGGUCCCCGGAGAAUGCAUUGUACAAUGCACUCCAUUCCUGCAUCAGCCCUAGAUGCAGGUGGAAUAGUCCCUGGCCAAACUGAACUCCUUCGACGGGCUCUCGAAGAGUCAUUUGGUAGCAUCCCUUUCUCCAAGUCAAUUGUUGACCAGUCAGUUGACUUCAGCAGUGCUCGUUUCUCAGACAUUGUAGGUGCACAUGGUGGCGAUGACGAGGAAGGCAAAGAGAGACCUUUGGUUCUUCGAAACAAAGCUCCUAGAUGGCACGGACAGUUGCAAUGCUGGUGUUUGAACUUCCGCGGACGAGUAACGGUUGCUUCAGUUAAGAAUUUCCAAUUAAUUGCUGCCACGCAGCCUGCAGCUGGUGCACCAACGCCAUCACAGCCAGCCCCACCAGAACACGAUAAAAUCAUUCUCCAAUUUGGUAAAGUCGGAAAGGAUAUGUUCACCAUGGAUUAUCGUUAUCCUCUCUCUGCAUUUCAGGCUUUUGCUAUCUGUUUAAGCAGCUUCGACACCAAGUUGGCUUGUGAAUAAUAGGAGGAAAAAGAAGGAAAAAGUAGAACAACCGUGGUAAGAAAUGAAUCGGGACUGUAACACGUAAAUUGCCAGUUUUCUUUUCUUUCUCAGUAGGAUUAGUAGAAGAAUGUUGAGAUAAAGAAUCAGUAAAAGAUUAUGUGAAACUUAAUUGUAUCAGGUUGAGUGGCAGCACAGUAACUGACAGGAAAUCUUUUAGAUCCUCUCUUUUUUUUCUCUUUUCUUUCGAAAUCUCAAUUGUUAACUGUUCUGAAUACUAAAUAUACUGUAUGCCAGGUUUCAGCUUAACCAUAGUAUUUACAACA
Messenger RNA from Papaver somniferum (opium poppy), 2086 nucleotides. RefSeq names its product tubby-like F-box protein 8. Gene Ontology annotation, molecular function: protein binding. The coding region runs from base 495 to 1781 and encodes 428 amino acids. The record is from RefSeq and is a predicted model, not a curated record. Lineage: Eukaryota; Viridiplantae; Streptophyta; Magnoliopsida; Ranunculales; Papaveraceae. The transcript has 7 exons.